AAUUCUGCACAGUCCCGCCUCCAAGCCUUACGGACUGUUUUCUCAGAAAGGGCUUGAGCAGCUCGGACUAUGAUAUUUUAACCGGUGAACGUUCGAAACAGAAGUAGUCUCCCUAAUUCAUAACUUUACGUAUAGUAUGUUUUUUCCGUCGUUCACAAAAGUCCAUGGUUCACCACAGGACGAGUAAUGGAAAUCAUGAAAUAUCUCUUUAAGCCAAGAGUACUUGUUCUAGCAAGCCAGGUUACCUUGAGCUGUUUUAAUUAGAAGAAAGACAGUAACCUAGAUGGCUGGCAGGCAGAGAUCUGGGGGCCAGACUGGGAAAGCAGCAGCUAUUGCCCGGCUACUACACGAAGAAUGCGCCCAUCUUCUGCAGUUAUACAGUAAGCGCGAGUCCCUCCCAUCUUUUGCUGCCCCUGGGGGUCAGUUGGUGACAUUGCCUCCGCUGGGUGCUCAGCUUUCCCCUGUAGAGAAGCUUUGCUUUAUGCAUGCUGCGCUCAGUGAGUGUCUCCGCUUGCUGAACGAAGCCAUUAAGCGUGAGGAUGCUGAAUUUCCCCCCGAAGAGGAUGAAUACAGGACUCAGCGCGCAACCGUCAAAGACAGACUGGGACACUUGCUGCUGACCACUGAGCGCCUCCUGAUGGACAGCAAGAAAUGUGCAGCCGGCGUCGCAGAGGUGCCGGAUGUUGUGGACAAUGGGUCAUUUGCCCUGAAGAAGUGGAUCCUCCAGAUGCUGCAGGAUUUAGUGCACUGGUCCAGCCAAACUUCAGAAACUCUAAAGUCACUGUUGAUGGAGACAGAGAAAGCACAGGGAAGGACAAGGAGAGCGGCAAACAGACACAAGGGGAGACUGAGGAAAUGAAUGUCUGUGUAAAAAGUGUGUUUGUGUGUGUGUGUGUGUGUGUGUGUGUGUGUGUGUGUGUGUGUGUGUGUGUGUGUGUGUGUGUUUGUGAGAAAGAGAGCGAGAGAGAGAGUGAGAAAUAGAGAUUGGGUCACAGAACUACAGAGAGAAAAUAAGUUGCUGGAAAGUCUUACCAUGACUCCCUCUGAACUCUAUACUCCACCAGAGGAAAAUACAUUUUGGUCAGAGAUUCCAGUUUAAUCCAAUGGAGGAAAUAUAGAAAAUCUACCGCAGCCUGCUAAAGGCUAUCACACACUAGAUAAGAAACACCAAUAUCAAGCUCAUUUUAUACUCUUCUUUUACUGGAUUAAUCACUUUUAGUGUCAGCCAAUUAACUCUUAGUAUGAAAAAUGAAAGUGAAGUAACACAGUGUACAAUCUAAUUAGGCUAGUAACAUUAACUGACACGAUAAGCAUUUGUAUGUGCAUCUCACACACUCGGGUUGUCUUUCUCUGAGUAACUUUCGAGCUACGUCAUCUGCUGUGGCUUUGUGUAGUUUGGUUUUGGAUUUAAUUUGAAGAGAGAUGCCAAGCUUAGAGAUUUUGAGCAAUGUUAGACUGGUGCUAACUCGCUGACUGGUGCUGCAUGUCAAUGCCAUAUGUUGCUGUAGGUGUUACACCUUCAUUAAAAACUAUGAUUCUGAAAGA
Messenger RNA from Pygocentrus nattereri (red-bellied piranha), 1545 nucleotides. It is a transcript of the gene cntf, whose product is annotated as ciliary neurotrophic factor. Gene Ontology annotation, molecular function: ciliary neurotrophic factor receptor binding. Gene Ontology annotation, biological process: ciliary neurotrophic factor-mediated signaling pathway; negative regulation of neuron apoptotic process. The transcript is spliced from 3 exons. NCBI's taxonomy places the organism in Eukaryota, Metazoa, Chordata, Actinopteri, Characiformes, Serrasalmidae. The record is from RefSeq and is a predicted model, not a curated record. The coding region runs from base 284 to 859 and encodes 191 amino acids.